CCCACUUAGCCUUUAUUAGUAGGAUAGUUAAAAUGGAUUCUGUUGCCCUGCUCAGGUUUUAAAAGAAGCAGAGUAGAAUUUUUCCUUCCCUUUGUAUGUAAUAAUACUUUUCAAACAGAAAUCAGUGAUGUCUUCUGAAAAUGUAACUAACAAACGUCAUCAUAACCCAGUGGACAGCAUUUGCCGAAAGAUCAAGACUAUCCAGAUGAUGGACCAAGUCCCUAAUCCUGCUUUACAGAUCCCAAAGUUUCAGUCUAGGAACUUUGACAGCCCACAGACUAACAUCAAGAAAAACUUAGAGGAGAUAUUGAAGAAAAGAACGUUUAAAAGUCAUGAGGCUACUGGGCCAUAUUACCUAAGCCCCAGUAGUGAUAAUAUUUUCUCUCCAUGUCCGCAGGCCACAGGCCACAGACGAUGCAAGUCUGACUUCCCCACUGGCAAUGCAACCUAUUCAAUUGGUAAAACUAAAGAGAAGACCAGAAAGUCAUGGCUACCAAUGUGCCAAGUUGAGAGUUCUCCACCCCUUCUCAAAAGCGAAGAGGCUAACAUCCGUAUGGGUCAACUAUCUGCAGUUUCCAAUGUCAAAUGUAAAGACUUGACUUGUAAGGAUAACUACCUGACAUCAAGUCCAAACUUGCCUUUCUUAACAACAGUCCAAAAGGCAGAAUGUUUUGCAUUCCAAUCUCCAGUGGUGAAGAGACUGUCUUUGAGUGAAAGAGGAUGGAGACUGUCAUGGGCGAAUAAUGCUGACAACACCUAUGAUGUGAGCUUGAUCUGUGAAGAAGACUUGUUGACCACUAUCUUCUGUGCAUGUGAUACAGAACGCAGAGGAAAAGUAGCUGUUUCCAAGAUAGUUGAUUAUCUGAGACAUACGACUAGCCGGGGGUCAGAAGACAGUGGUCUUGAAGAGCUGUGCAACAUGCUUGAUCCUGAUAAAAGGGACAUCUCGAUGGACCUGGAAACAUACCAUGCUAUCAUGAAAGAGUGGAUCGACGACUGUAAAAGAAAAUGGGAAGAUACCACUAAGGAGACAACAAAUACAGAAGAGUCUGUGUUUAAAUUGCAUGAGAGCAUUCUAACAGCAAAAAAGACUCCGGCUAGGAUAAACAUUACAUCAGGAAGUUUAGAGGCCUUAGGUGGAGAGGUGUCCAAAGGAGACCUGGAGACAUCUGACUUGAUUACCUGUGUAGCAGACCUUCAGUUCAAGAAUCAGAAACUUCAAGAGGAGAACUGCAAACUAAAGAUGGCAGUUGAAGCAUUGGAGGAUACCAAUAAUAGGCUAAUGGAGGACAAUGAGGAUCUAAAUAAUCAAGUAAAAAGUGCCCAGCAGACUGUUAUGAGAGCUAAAUCAUUAAAGGAGGAACUGGAAGAAAUGAAAAUUAGCCUGAACAUCUCAGAAGAGAAAAGAUGCAAUAUUGUGACCCAGCAUAAACAGCUAGAAAAAGAGAAUCAGUCUCUCAUCAUCAAGAUUUCUUCUCUUCAGGAAGAGAAUAUUAGGAAUGCCUUGGAUACAGAUGGCCUUCAGAAGAAGAUUGUGGAGCUAUCCAAAGGUGCAGCUGAGCUCCAAAUGCGAGUGCACCUUUAUGAGAACACUGUGGUGAAUAAAGAUGCCAGUCUAUUGAAGAGAGAUUUGGACAUCCAAGAACUGAAGUCUACCAUUGUGGAAUACUCCUCUGUAAUCGAGACAUUACGGGUGGAAAAAAAUAAACUGGUAAAUGAUAUGCAACAAAUGCAGCAAGAGCUGAUUUCAAAUGGCAUAGACUUCCCACUGAUAUACAAAUUUAACAGCAGCAUCCUUGAAGGGACAAAUUCAUUGCACAGUGAAUUGGCACUUGCUCAACAAUCUAUAGAGCUCGCUGGAAUUGAAUGGGCGGCUUUGGACGAAACAUUGGACCGAGAGGUGCUAUUGUUACUGCAAGGGCCUGAACAAAUGGGAGAAAACUUUAAGGCUACCAUCCAAAAACUGCAAGAGGAAGCCUCUGAAGCAGAGGAACUUGUUGUGACCACUUUGCAAUGGGUAGCAGAUCCUGAGGUGAAUGUGAGCGAGACUUGUGAAAAAAAGCUUGUGGACCUCAAGCAAGUGCUAGAAGAGAAGAUAAAUCGCUGGAUUAAAAAGCUCCAUCUUUUAGAAGAACACAGAGAAUCCCUGGAUAAAGAGUAUGUUAGAAUGGCAGGAAAUCUGAGGAGAAUAAGAACAGAGCAGCUUCACUUCAGGAAAGAGCUCUCUUCCAGACAACAUGAGUUACAAGCUGCCAAACAGUUGCAAGAAGAGGCUGUCAGUCGGGCAGAUGUUCUUGGCUUGCAGCUCCAAGAAGCUACCAAACAGUUGGAAGACUCCAGCAAACAGGUUAAGGAUCGAGAUGGGGCACUUCAUUCUGCCUGGGAAGAAGUCAGCUCUUUGCGAAGUGUGUUAGAGGAAGCCAUUUCUGAGCAGAGAACCCUUCAGGCUAUGAAUACAGCUUUAAUGAGCUCUUGCCAGACACUUCAGGAAAAAGAUAAAGAGCAGAAAACCGCUGUUAACACACUGAGAGAGAAACUGUUUAAGGGGCAACUUUGUGGAUUGCUGUGUCAGCACCUUUGCACCUUCAAAAGAUUUGUGGGCCAAGAAGCAGGUCAGGGCACUGGACUUCCCAAGACACCCUCCUUGAGAUACUCAUGCUGGUAUUCUACACCUCUGCUAGAUGCUCUGGCCUUGGAAAUCCUACAGCUGAAUCCACGAGUGUGCACAAGCAGUGAUCUCACAUGUGUAGCAACCAGAGCUCGUUCUACGUUUGAAAGGGAGGAUCUGAAAAAUGGGUCUACUUUGGACGUGACGCUGGAGGGACACAAGUGGAAGAUACGCUCUGUUGGUAACCAGACUGACGCAGGUUGUGUUGCCUCCUCUACUACAAUGGACUCUCUAUUUACUGAGGAGAGUAGUGCUUUGCCUUUAACAUUGGAUAAUCCAGUCUUGUCCAGUGAACAUUCAACACCAUCCCAAGAAGAAGAUAUUACAUCUUCUUUGGAGAGCGCUAUAUCAACUGAAUUGCUCGCCAUGGAGACACAAUUGUCUGAGGCUUCAUGGGCAAAAGAUGAAGACACAUCAACCUGUAUAGCAAUGAAGAAAAAUAAAGAUAAGGAUCUGAAUGAUAAUGUAUCAGGUACGGAUCUGACGACUCAAAGUGAAUUUUGCCCCAUCAUGGAAAAUUACAAAACUACACCUGAAAAAGAAUUACAGCUAGAUCUGGAGACAGAUGAGGAAAUGGAAGCUAUUAAAGAGCAGAGUGAACAAGUGUCUGCUACAGUUUCUGGUAGAAAAGGGGAUUCUUCUCCCACUAUGACUGGCCUUAAAGUGACUAAAACCAAACAAAAUGACAAUGUUUCUCCUAACGAGAAGGAGAUGGAGGCAGAGUUUCUCAGAGUGUCUCUGGGCUUUAAAUGUGACUUGUUCACCUUGGAUAAGCGAGUGAGGCUUGAAGAAAGGUCCCGAGAUUUGGCUGAAGAAAACUUGAAAAAGGAGAUCAUGAAUGGGCUGAAGCUGCUGGAGUGUCUAGCACCUUUGUGUGAUGAAGAUAACCAAGCACAGGAGAUCAUUAAGAAGCUGCAGAAAAGCUUGCAGUUCCUUAGCCAGUAUGCUGCCAGACUUGCUAGUAGAGCAGAGAUGUUGGGAGCCAUUAAUCAGGAGAGCCGUGUCAGUAAGGCAGUAGAAGUGAUGAUUCAACAUGUGGAAAACUUGAAACGCAUGUAUACAAAAGAGCAUGCAGAACUUGAGGAGUUGAAACAGGUCUUGCUACAAAAUGAAAGAUGCUUUCACUCCUUUGGGGAUCAAGAUGAAUCUACAAAUAAAAAACUUCCAAGUUCUCUCAACUUCAAGCCAACAUCAUCCCUACGAAGAGUCAGUAUUGCAGCAUUGCCCAGGAAUAUUGGAAACGCUGGUAUUGGUUUGCCGCUGGCUCAAUUAUAUGGAACUGAUGGAAAUGAAAGAAGUGACAAAUUCAACAGACGAUCAAGCAGUUGGGGCCGACUGGGAUCAAAACAAAAUGAGAAGCGUCCUUCAUUGCGACGAUUCAUUAGCACGUAUUCCUGGACAGAGUCUGAGGAAGAACAGUCUGAAACAAAAACCGAACAGUCAGAACCACCAGUUGAAGAAAUACAAGAAGACAAAGCAAGGAAGAUAAGUGUUACCGAAAGGGGGAAAAAUCCCUCAAAAUGGACUCUAGGAUCAGCUUGCAACAUAAUGUCAUCGUGGGCAUCUCAUCUGAAGACUUCCUUCUCCAAGGCUAACAAAACUCUCUGGAUUUCUCUUACCAUCAUUGUACUCCUUGCUGCAUUCACAAGCUUCCUCACAGGUCUCUCUCUCCAAAGACCUGCAGAUGCUGCCCCUGUGGGAACUGGAAGUUCCUGGACAUCACUACAACAACUGCUGUGGCCAUAUACUGAACUUCAACACAAUGGACCACCACCAGUAUAACACACAAUCUGUAUUUUAAUUUGUAAAUCUUUUUUUUUCCCCUAGACUUCCUGUUUUGACUCCAAUUUUUGUGUUUUAUAUCAACUAGUGUAAACAUAGCUCUCAAGUUUAGAAUUAGUUUAACUUUCUAAUAUGAUUUGAGGUAGUAUAUUUAAAAUCAUUUAUUUUUGAAGCUUUUUAGACUAUACUUAACUUUUCAAUGGUAAAACAUUUUGAAGCACGAUUUGGAAAUGCAACUUCCCCCUCUGACAAUAGAAGACUAUCUUCCCAAAUGUCUGAAUCCUGUUUAAGAUUAGAACAACUUAAAAAAUAGCCAUCUCUCCUUUUUGAAGUUUGUAAUAAAUGGGUCUAAAUGUGUAGUUACUAGAAAGUAAAGAAUUUUAUUCACAAAAACAAACUUAUGCAUUUUUAGGCAUUUAAAAAGCUGUUUUGAUUUGCAUGUGAAAUGACAGACAUCAAAGGUAAUUUUAUUGAUCAAGUUCUUGAUGCUCAAUAAAGUUAAUUUAAAAUA
Molecule: messenger RNA, 4961 nt
Organism: Mauremys mutica (yellowpond turtle)
Lineage: Eukaryota; Metazoa; Chordata; Testudines; Geoemydidae
Gene: IRAG2
Product: inositol 1,4,5-triphosphate receptor associated 2
Exons: 39
Coding region: 128-4450 (1440 amino acids)
Cellular component (GO): endoplasmic reticulum membrane
Source: RefSeq, a predicted model, not a curated record